AAGCCGGUCAGGGUCCUCUUGCUUUCGUACCACCAGCCUUAGUUGCCACUUUGACGAGUGGCAAUUCACUGCAACAUAAUAUUUUGAAUGAACAGGAACUCACCGGCUAGCCUCGAAAGCCUCGUGUCGGCUGCACGAAAGGAUGUCAAAGCAUGCCCAAGAAUGCUUUCCGCCGUGCACCGUCAUCUUCGCACGACACGAGUCCCUCAGGAGCUUUUUGAAUCUAUGAAAUCACCAUCUGCAACUGCCGAAAUUAUGGCGAGCUGUCUGGACGGCUUACGUGUUGCAUUGCACUGGGCGAAUCGGAGGCAUAAAGAUCUUGCAGAGCGCGUCUUUCAGCAAUGGAAUGCGGCGUGGGAAUGGUCGUCGUUCAUGGCGGAUGAGGUUAUCUCGAAGGAGCCUCAGUCGGCGGAAUGCAUCGACUUCCAGUACAGGGUCAUCGGAACAGCCUCUGAUCUCCUCAGGCUUGCUGCCUUUGAGAGUCAAGGGUCCCCUCACGAAGUACAAGUUCUUAAAAGACCUGGGUUCUUCGCUACCCUUGUCCGUCUCUGGUUCCAUGUUUUGCGCCAUGGGGGUUCUCCUGCAGUGCUCAGAGAAACGUCGCAUUCACUUGUUGUAUUUCACCGGAUUAACUCCGACAGCAGGGACAACUUCAAACUCGUCAUCAGAGAAGUUGGUCUUGUGCUCCAGAAUAUGCCAGGUGCUACUGCCCUGUUCAUUGCGCACGUAUUGCAGACGAUCGAGGUCAAGAAAAUUAACAUGCGUCUCCUCGAUGGACCACUUAAUUUGAUAUCCUAUGCUUUGGAGUUUCAUUCCGAUUGCAUUCUUUGUCCUUUUAUCGCCUGUCAUGCUCCAACCUUCGUCACUAUUCUCAUGGCUCGUUUCACGUCUUUCAAGCUUACUUAUGAACUCGGGAACAUUGAUGAUCAGAAGCUGGACAAACUCAUUCAAAGCAAUAUGGCGGAAUCUUGUUUUUUUCUAUGCAUCAAGCUCUUGGAAAUUUGUAUCAGGACGCGCGGCCUUCCCUGCGUCGUCCAGAUACUCCAAAACCGCUUCCUCCCGACUUGCUUCAAAGCAGCGAAGAUUUUUAAGCAUCGAUCCGGUUCCUUUCCUAACAACACCGAGGACACUUGCUCCGAACUUUUUAGGAUGAUUGCAACAUUCAGCAUCUAUCCGAAAGUAAUGCAUUUCGUGAUCAAAUCUAACAAGCACUUGGAAGCUCAUAAUCUCAAGGCCUUGGUGAAAUUGACAGCCCCGGGAAUGUGGACGUCUUAUAACACUCUAUGUGAUAUAGCGAUGCAGAGGUAUACUAACAAAUCUGUUUAUUCUGUUCUUCCACGGGACAUUUGCUGCAAUCCACAGUGCCGCAAUCCGUGUAUCCUACCUAAGGACGCCAAACGAUGCACAGGCUGUCUUUCCGCUCAUUAUUGUUCUCGGGAGUGCCAGAAACAUGAUUGGAUAACUCAUCAACCAAAGUGUAAGAGCCUCAGAUCGGACAGAAAAGAUGGGAAGCUCAUGCGGGCGGAUACUUUGGAACAAGAUUUCGCAGAGUGGAUGGUUGACCAGGACUUGCCUCGUUUCCUCUCGGAGACAAAGGAAAUCCGCCAAAAACUAGAAGCAAAACGCGCGAUGACGGAGCCUUACAAGAGAUACCCCAUGGUGAUAGAGAUCUCCUACAAUUUCGUGCCUACCAAGCUAGUGAGAGUUUACCCGGGCGAAGAGUCUCGCACUCACGGAAUCGGUCGGAUGCCCGAAGUUAUGGACAUAUUAGAAAGGAGAAGAGGUCAGCUGAAUGAAGUGUUCUUCUAUGCCGCACUUCCGGGUCCUAGACCUGAAUGCAUCUGCACGACAUUCCAUUACACCAGUUUGCCGGGAGUCUACGCUUCCAAAUCAUUCGACUCAGCAGUCCUGGGAACUUUACCGUGAAGACCGCUCCUUUCUUCCAUUAUUUGGGAACUCGGAGGGUCUCGCAAUCAAUUCAAUGUACCAUCAUGUAGCUAUAACUCCAUUUCUUUUGUACAGC
Molecule: messenger RNA, 2023 nt
Organism: Guyanagaster necrorhizus
Lineage: Eukaryota; Fungi; Basidiomycota; Agaricomycetes; Agaricales; Physalacriaceae
Exons: 5
Coding region: 88-1926 (612 amino acids)
Source: RefSeq, a predicted model, not a curated record